AUGCCUUUGGGAUGGUUUGUGUUCCUAAACUGCUGCCUAGUUUGGCAAAUGUCAGUGGCCGAGUUAGUUUACAAGAUAAAUAAAAUCGAAUGCCAGGUAAACAAGGCAAGAGUCAGUGAUGUCUCCUGUCGUGUGAAGGCGAUCAAUUGGAAUAUGGCCGUGGUCAAUAUGGAUUGCCUCUUAAUAUUGCCAGUCACAAGCCCAGUUGUUCGACUGCAAGUUUUUUUGAAGGACUAUUCCAACCAGUACAAGCCAUUUCUAAUUGACGUGACUUUCAAGCUAUGUGAAGUGAUGGAAAGGAAGAACUUUAUACCCUAUGGCGUCAUUGUGUGGAAACUAUUAAAACGGUUCACGAAUGUCAACGAAUCAUGCAGUUUAUCGGGACAUUUAACUGCAAGGAAUGGAUAUCUGGACACCAGUUUUCUGCCACCAUUUCCCCACGGAGUCUACCAAUUCAGUUUUAUGUUUAGUGAUAAAAAUUUUACAAAUACUGAAUUUUUGGGAAAUGUUAAGUUUUUUAUUGAAUCCAUGGAUCGAAUUAAGAGUAAGAAGUUCAGAGACUAG
This is a messenger RNA of Drosophila eugracilis, 564 nucleotides long. RefSeq lists its product as uncharacterized. The transcript has 4 exons. The coding region runs from base 1 to 564 and encodes 187 amino acids. NCBI's taxonomy places the organism in Eukaryota, Metazoa, Arthropoda, Insecta, Diptera, Drosophilidae. The record is from RefSeq and is a predicted model, not a curated record.